Messenger RNA from Panonychus citri (citrus red mite), 3432 nucleotides. RefSeq names its product autophagy-related protein 9A-like (gene Atg9). The transcript is spliced from 3 exons. The record is from RefSeq and is a predicted model, not a curated record. Gene Ontology annotation, biological process: protein localization to phagophore assembly site; autophagy of mitochondrion. NCBI's taxonomy places the organism in Eukaryota, Metazoa, Arthropoda, Arachnida, Trombidiformes, Tetranychidae. Bases 743 to 3082 code for a protein of 779 amino acids. Gene Ontology annotation, cellular component: autophagosome; phagophore assembly site.
ACAACAAAAGGAAAAUGAAAAUGAAACAAAAAAACAGUGAAAGUGAAUCAGUGUUUAUCUUAAUCAAUAAUUCAAUUGACAAUAAGCCAAUGGAUUGAAUAAUUAACCAUUUUAUCAGUGAUUAGAAACCAAUGACCACAAUCAACUAAUUAAUUCUUAAUUCAAUUGUUCGGACAAUUUGAAUUUUCUGCCUUAAUCAUUGUUUCUGCUUAGUGGUUCCCCCUAUUGACUCAGAACGUUUUCAAUUUUGUUUUUGUUUUGAUUUUUGUUUCUGUUUACAAACUACUUCAAGUGCGACUCCAUUUUUUUGACCAUCGGGGUUUUUGUUUCCACCAUGGGUCAAGAUUUAAAUUUCUAAAGCGUUGACCAUCUAUAGUAACUUUGAUCCGUCGCCAUUUUCACUUUUACAAAUCAACCAUGUUGAAGAUAAUUAUUCUUUUACCCCUUGAUGUUACUAAAAUCUUUGUAAAUUAAUCUCAAUUUUUUUGUUUUUUGGUAAACUCGCAAUUCUCCUUCAAAGGAUUGGAAAUUUUCUCUUUCAUUUCCAAGGUUUGAUUUAACCUUUUUCUUAUGUAAUUGGAUCAAAUCAAUGAGCCAAUAUUGGAAUAAAAAGGAAACCAAAUAAAAUUCUGUGUGAAUAAAUUGUAAAUAUUUCGUCGAGGUCUCAGUAAUAUUGAUUGGCAUCUUUCCCGAUCUUCUCUCAUCUUUGGUCAUAAAUUUGCUUGUAUCACCAAGAACAACAAUGGCUACCACUUCUUAUCGAAGCUUCUCUGAAAUCUGUGAUCCUGAGGACAAAGUUCUCAUCCAUGUAUUACCUGAAAACAAAGGUGGACCUCGUUCAUGGCACCAAUACAUUCAUGAUUUAGAUUACUUUUUUACUAAAAUCUAUCGAUAUCAUCAACGAUCAGGCUUCUUUUGUCUGGUAGUUGGUCAAUUAUUUGAAUUGGUACAAUUUAUUUUCGUUGUUCUCCUCACCUUGUUUCUCCUUAAUUUUGUUGACUACGACGUACUUUUUAAAAACAAACUACCUCCAGGAUCUAGUCAAGGUGAUCUAAAUGUAAAGGUGACCAUCAGAGAUGUUAUACUUUCUGGUGAUCAGGUAAACUUUGGUGGAGUUCAAAUAAUUCUCAUCAUUUGUGCUGCAAUUUUUUGGCUAAUGAAACUAAUCAAGGUGUUACAGUCCAUUUACGUUUACCAUGCGAUUAGUAUUUUCUAUUCUGAAGCCUUACACAUUCAAGAUUCUACUGAAUAUAGUUGGCAAGAAGUUCAAACUCGUCUCAUUGAAGCCCAACACCUUUGCUCCCUUCAAGAAGGCACCUUGACCGAAUUGGAUAUUCACAAUCGAAUACUUCGUUUCCAUAAUUACAUGAUCGCUCUUCUGAACAAAAAUCUACUUCCUAUUCACUAUAAAGUGCCAUUCAUAGGUGAACAAACCUAUUUCUCCAAAGGAUUGGAAUUCAACAUUCGCCUGUUACUCUUUAAGGGUCCAUUUGCCAUCUUUGAGAAUAGCUGGAAGCUCAAAGAUGAAUUUAAAUCAUCAAUUAAUCGGCAAUUUUGUGCCAGUAAAUUUGCCAAAAAUUGUCUAAUCUUAGGGUUAAUCAAUUUGGCUCUAAUGCCUCUCAUCUUUAUCUGGCAAGUUCUUUACAUUUUCUAUGCCUAUGCUGGUACAAUUAAACGAGAUCCAUCCUCACUAUUUGCUUCCAAAAAUUGGUCUCAUUAUGCAAAACUAUUUUGUCGCCAUUUUAAUGAGCUUGACCAUCAACUUCAUGGACGUUUAAGUAAAGGUUACAAAGCCGCCUCUCGUUACAUGGAUUCAUUUACUUCUCCAUUAUUGGAAGUUAUCUCUCGAAAUAUAAUGUUCAUGGCUGGUGCUCUCUUGGCAGUUCUGGUUUUACUCACUUUCUAUGAUGAGGAUGUGAUCGCAGUCGAACAUGUUAUCACCAUUAUCGCAGGUCUUGGUAUCAUUAUCGCAGUGGCUCGAGGAUUCAUUCCAUCAGAUAUUCCAAUGAAGUACAAUAAAGCUGAACUUUACUCAAACAUUUUACUUCAUAUUCACUAUGCUCCUCAUCGAUAUUCACCAUAUUCCGGACAAGCUCAAGUAGCCAUGGGAAGAUUAUUUCAAUAUAAGAUUCAGGCCAUUUUGGAAGAUCUCAUCUCUCCCCUGGUAACACCUUACAUUCUGCUUUUUCAUCUUCGACCACGAUCUUUGGAAUACGUUGACUUUUUCCGUAAUUAUACGGUCGAAGUUUCCGAAACUGGUGAUAUUUGUAUAUUCGCCAUGAUGAAUGUUGCUAAACAUGGUAAUCCAGUUUGGGAACCCGAAAAGCCACCAGCCAAAGUUGAAUCCACUCCGAUCGAUGAACAUGGACCUGGACGAAAAGAUCAUUCUGGACGAGAAGGGUAUGUAAGAAAGGACAGAGAUGGUCAUCGACAAUUUACUCUGCAAGCGGGUGAAGGUGAUGGUGAUUUAGGUUCAAGUCCACCAGUGGCAACGGUUCCUGAAAAUCUUUGCAGUGAAAAUGGAAAACUUGAAUUAAGUUUAAUCAACUUCCAACUUACCAAUCCUAAUUGGCAUCCAUUGGAUCAAUCUCAGCGUCUUUUCAUCAGAGGAGUUACAACAGCCGCUCUAAAUGCUAAUGGUGAAAGAGUUGAGACCGGAGUUGACAUUGGUCGAACCUCUACUGACCCAGUGACCCCUCAUUCGUCAAUGGUUGGUCGAGUUCCAUCAACGAUUCAGUACACGCACCAUUAUCCAGCCGCAUCUUCAUCUCAUAACCCACCUCGAACUCCACAUUCAUCGUUGACUGAUGAACAGGAAAGUGACCUCAGUCGAGGAUAUUAUGUAGAUUCAUUCAGUUUGAGUGAGAUUGAAUUACAAAUGUCUUUAACCUCUCGAUACCUUAAUGAACUGGUAUCAUCGCGAUUGUCUAAUCAACACUCAGUUUUAUCACAAUCAUCAAUAUCUCAACAACAACAACAAUCAACAUCUCAAUUGAGACCACGAUCACAACAAUUACAACGACAACCUCAAGAAUCUGAAAAUGCUCCUCUUUUACACAGUUCGCAUUUCUCUGGACGAUAAGAAUAUUAAUUAACCAACAACAAAUUUUUGAUUACAAUUAAUCAAAGAAAAUUUAAAUUAUCCAUCAUCAGUGAAAAUAUCAUACACAUUUAAAAUUCAUCAACCAUGUUAAUCUUAAUUUUCUCUCCCUCCCCUCCCUCUCUCUCAAAAGCAUCAUUCAAUCUUAUUUUGGCUCAAAUUAACAAAUUUUUCUUCUCUCAAAUUGUAACAAUCACAAUUAUUUAAUUUUCGAUCAUAAAGAACCAAAGGCUUUAUUGUUAAAAUUCAGUUCGAAAAUCCAACCAGACUCUCAUUUGAUACACAAUCGAAAUGACUUAAGAUCUUAAUAAAGACGCAAUUUUCUCAAUAAA